UUCUUGGCAAACAGCAUGUGGGUGUGGCUGUAGCCUACAUUAAAAGCGGGGUCAUGAAAACGAAAGUAUUGCAAAGUAGGCUACAGAAUGGCGUCUUCCUUUCAGUCUGACGAAGAAGAACAAAAUCUGCCAAAAAGUGAAAGUGAAUCUGACGACAGCGAUGAGUCGGACAGUGGCGAGUCGGACAGUGACGGAAAUUCAGAUAUAGAAGCUGAUUGUCAGAUUCAGAGGAAAGAGCCCUGCAAGUAUUACAACAAGGGUAGCUGUCGGGAUGGUGGGAGGUGCCCUUACUUGCACAUCUGCAAGUAUGCUCUGACAGGAAGCUGUCGCUACGGGUCCAAGUGUAAGCUGAACCACCCCAGAGGUGGAAGACAGUCAUCUGGUGCAAGCGACAGGGCUUCGCACCGAUCAACGUCUAGUGAUCCAAAGCUUACUGAUGGCCGAUGCUACCAGUGGCAGUUGAAUGAUGGAAAUGGCUGGAAGGAUGUUGGUAAUGAUCAUAUUCUUGAGGCCCAGUACUCGUUGCCCCACACCAAAAGCAUUAAAAUCUACAACACACCAUAUGGGGCAGUGAGUAUAGAUUUUAACAGGAUGAGAGUGAAUGGAAAGAGUCUGAGAGUGAGACGUUUGGAUGAUGGGAACACUGUGUGGAUCUGGUACUGCACAAUGAGCCAGAAGUGGAUCAAGUAUGGAGAUAAGGGUCCGAAGGGCAAACCCAGUCCUGUGAAGAGUUCUGACAUAGAGGGAAAGUUCCAGAGUAACCCAACAAGCUCGUAUACUUUCACCGUCGGUGCUGAAACCCUUGAGAUUAAAUUUGGAGAAAUGCGACAGGUGAGUAAAAAGAGAAAGAGGAAAGUUACUCGCCGACCACAGUACAGACAACAGCCAGCAGGAGCAGGAGUUUCUCAAGCAGCCUCAGCGCUCCAGAAUGUUUCUCUGGGAACCAAACCACAGUGGGAGUUUGAGGGAGACAGUGGAGCGUGGCACGUCUUCAAACACAGGCAGAGCAGUACUCCGACUGAAUGCUCCAUAACCAGUGAUGACAUUGAGAGGAAGUACACGCAAAACCCCAAUAACAGCAUUACCUUCAAAGUGAAGGGACACUCCUACAAGCUGGACUUUGGAGCGAUGAUCCAAACCAACCUCAAGACCAAGCGUUCACGCAAAGUCAGACGUGUGCUGGUGUGAGCAUUAAAUGGGAUUUCAAAGACCCUAAGAAGAAAGUCUACAAACAAUUGUGCAAUACCAUAUUUAUACAAUCAUUGUAAUUGGAGAUUUGUAUUUUGGGGGUGUUUGGCGCUAUAUUGGCCUCUUUAUGCAAUACAUUUAAUGCUGUUUA
Sander lucioperca (pikeperch) is the source of this 1339-nucleotide messenger RNA. RefSeq lists its product as uncharacterized. Bases 88 to 1188 code for a protein of 366 amino acids. The record is from RefSeq and is a predicted model, not a curated record. Lineage: Eukaryota; Metazoa; Chordata; Actinopteri; Perciformes; Percidae. The transcript has 10 exons. Gene Ontology annotation, molecular function: metal ion binding.